AUGGCAGACAGCAAGAUGAUGAACGAGGAAGCGUCCGAGUUUGGCCUUAGCGAGCGCGACGACGACGAAAGCAGCAGCACGCGCGUUGACGUCGACAAGAUGCUGGAGGCGCCGUCGAUGGCCUUCGCAGCGCCCUCUGACGCGCUCUCGCUCAGCGCCUUGGCGCAGCAGACCACCGAGAUCUUGACAGAUGCCUCGUUCGCGCCGGCCGUUUACGCCACACACCCCGACUUUACAAAGCUCACGCCGCUCACUGGAUCUGCGCCGUUGCCGGAAGACCUUGAGGCCGCCAAGACGUGGCUGCGCGACUGCCCCGUCGCCGCCAAGGAGUGGGUCAUCUUCGAAGGUCGGCUGCGCCCGGAUGUGGCCAUGGCGGCUAUCCAUGAGCUUCUUGCCACCAUUGUACUCACGGACGGCUUCAAGGUGAGCGACGCUGAUGCGACCAUGGCCCGCGGGACCCAGCUCUUUACAAAUGUCGUUGUCGAGCCGACGACGUCCACGUUGCAGAUGUCGGCGAACGCGCUCUUUCCGGCCAAGACGGAGCAUGUCUUCACGUGUCUUGGCGUGUCCGAGUCCAAGCUUCGCGUGCUGCGUAUGUACGUGGGCGUCUCGGGCGGCGCGCCGACGUUGAGCACCGCGUCCGAUCCUGCGCUGCACGCCCGCGCCGACGCGCUCUUCAACCGUCUCCGCGCCGCGCUCGUCGAAGUGGGGUAUGCGCUGGCCAUGCUCUCGACGCCGGCCUUUUGCGACGCAGACGAUACCAGCGACGACUUGAUCGCACUGGACCCGGACUACGUCGCCAACGUCCGGCGCGCCUUUGACACCGAGAUGAAGGCGAGCUUGCGGGAGCUGGCGUUGCCGCUUGAAGAGUACGCGCACACUGAAGAGCUCGCUGUCGCGCACGUUCUGAGUCUUCUCGAGCCGCUCUUUACAAAGUACAGCCUCCCAAAGCCUCGGCGUGAGAGUGCAACGGCAUCCACGUCACGGCGCCAGCUCGAUCUCGCCGACACGUCGCCCGACGCCGAAGAAGCCAAGGAGGCCUCGUUAAUUAGUACGCUCUCGCGCGGAGAGCAGGUCGCACGGCUUGUGCACGAUCUCUGGGAGAGCAUGGCGACCCGGAACCGCCUUGGUAUCCAAGCCAAGCUUGCAGAGAAGCAAGCGCAAGUCACGCACCGCGCAACGCUCGCGAAAGAACUGGCGGCGACUGCGAUUGCCAGCGUCGUCCAGAGUGCUACGGCCCAAGACGCCCAUUCGCUGCAGACUGCGCUCGGGUCGAGCGAGUACGGCGACGGCGUCGUCUUGUUUGAAGGCGCGUGCAUGGUCGGGAAGAUCCCGUCCAAGCUCUUGAUCACUUAUGAGCGCAUCGUCUGCAAAUGCGGCAUGUUUAUGUUUGCCUCCACGAAGGACCUUCCUUUCGAGACGAUCCUCAAGGUUGAGAAGCCCGUCGUGCUCGGGCUCAGCGUCAUCUCGCUUGCGCUGGUCAGUGGCGACGUCGUCAAGCUCACGCUGCCGUCGGACGUCGACCGCGUCUAUGAGCUGCUCGCGCAAGUCUGGCGCAUGCACCAGGAGCCACCUGCCGCGCCGUCGACAGCGUCAUAA
This is a messenger RNA of Saprolegnia diclina VS20, 1599 nucleotides long. RefSeq lists its product as hypothetical. Lineage: Eukaryota; Oomycota; Saprolegniomycetes; Saprolegniales; Saprolegniaceae. The transcript has 8 exons. The record is from RefSeq and is a predicted model, not a curated record. The coding region runs from base 1 to 1599 and encodes 532 amino acids.